AUGACACAAUUAAAGCAAGACAGAAAAAAGUUCCCAGGUUACCAAGUCAAAAAUGAUGAAGAAAAUUUUCAAGAACAAGCAAUUAAAAAUGUAAAGCUUAAUUCGGAAGAAAAUCAUAUGAAGGGUGCCCCGCCUUCCAACUUGAAGAUUGUAGAUGGCGAAGUAGACAAGCUCAAUAGGAACGAAGAUGAAAUUAUAUUAGAGACAGUGGUUUCUAAAAAAGAUGUUAAAAAUCUUUUUAUUCCUACAAAUAGGAAUUGGAAAAUAUACCACUCACUUCGCUAUAAUUGGGAUAUCAAGAAAAGAUAUCCCAAAUUUAAAAAUGGCAUCAUGAGUGAAAAUUUUUCCACUGAACGGAUAAUUGGCGAUGGUAAUUGUCUUUUCAGAUGUAUAAGCAAAGAAAUUUGCGAGGAUGAAUGCCACUAUCACUUCCUGAGAUCGGAAUGUGCGCGCUUUAUGAAAAGUAAAGACGUGGCAGAGCAGAUGGAGGGGUUUCUGGGAGAACCCGUUGACGCGUACCUGGAGAGGACGGGCAUGGCUCAAAAUGCCGUUUAUGGUACAGAGGUGGAGAUAGUUGCAAUGCGAACGAUCGCAUAA
Messenger RNA from Gordionus sp. m RMFG-2023, 597 nucleotides. RefSeq lists its product as uncharacterized. The record is from RefSeq and is a predicted model, not a curated record. Gene Ontology annotation, biological process: protein deubiquitination. Gene Ontology annotation, molecular function: cysteine-type deubiquitinase activity. Lineage: Eukaryota; Metazoa; Nematomorpha; Gordioida; Chordodea; Parachordodidae. The transcript has 7 exons. The coding region runs from base 1 to 597 and encodes 198 amino acids.